Penicillium subrubescens is the source of this 861-nucleotide messenger RNA. RefSeq lists its product as uncharacterized. NCBI's taxonomy places the organism in Eukaryota, Fungi, Ascomycota, Eurotiomycetes, Eurotiales, Aspergillaceae. The coding region runs from base 1 to 861 and encodes 286 amino acids. The record is from RefSeq and is a predicted model, not a curated record. The transcript has 4 exons.
AUGGAGAGCGUGGAUGCUCAGAUGGACAUCAAAAAGCACUACGACGUUGACGAAAAUGAAAGGCCAACUGCCAUCAUUGCCUCCCUCCAGCCGUUCUCGUUGGAGAGCGAAGGCGGCGUCAAGUUAUUUGCAGAAUGUCGCGGUCCUUUGCGGCACAUUGCCAGAGAUGGUCGUCUAGCGCACCGUGCUCUUUUGGACGAGUCCACGAAGAAGCUAGUUCUCUAUCUCAACCGGGAAUAUGUUCCACUUGCAAAAGAGCUUCCGGGGCAGAUCCGAGAACUCCAGCUGGCAACGUCCAAGGGCCCCUUCAAGUUGCCUGAAGAUGGCGGAAGAUACUUCAGCUUCGGGCACGAAUCAACGGAUAUUGUCGCCGAGUCAAACCCUCCGAGCAGCCUUUCCAGAAAGUCCAUGACAUGUGUACUGCAGACUAAAGGUAUUCUGCAAGCAACAGCCUUGAGUUUCCGCCUAGACAUUGCCAUGCUUUCGGACUUUCUGACUUUACUUCACGAACUCCCAUACUCCCGCCCAGUAAUUGCUGAGACCCAUCUAGAGCGUGCACACAAUGCUCUUGGCAAGGCAAGGGAUCUUUGCAACACGUGGUCAGGCCAGACGGCUGGCUUGAGGCCGGAAGUAGAGAGUGACGAAAUAAUGCUCCGUGGGGGGACUUUCUACACUGAAGCGACAAGCGAAGAACGCAUGGCAGUGAUGAAUGCGAUGGCCAAGGAAUUCCAGGGAACUGGUCACUGGUACUACUGUCGCAACGGUCAUCCGUUCACGACUGGGGAGUGUGGGGGCGCAAUGCAAUUGGCUGCCUGCCCAGAGUGUGGCGCCCCAGUGGGUGGAUAUAAUUGGAAGGAGUGA